GGCGACCCGACCCCGCGUGACGCAGCUCGUUGGCCCCGCCCACAUCAGGCUGCGCCGCUCGGUACCGGCGGAGCGUUUCUCUCCGUGCUCCUCUCCUGCGGAAGGAGUUCCCUUCGCAGCGCCGUCCGUUGCCGCCGCAGAUCGCCGCUGCAGAUAUGGCCUCCGACGGCAUGGACGAGAGAUCCCCGCUACUGUCGGCGCCCAACUCGGGCAACGUGACCCCCACGGCUCCCCCGUACCUACAGGAGAGAAGCCCGAGAGCGGAGCUCCCGCCACCCUACACGGCCAUCGCAAGCCCCGACGCCGGCGGGGUUCCUGUCAUCAACUGUCGCGUGUGCCAGUCGCUCAUCAACCUGGAUGGCAAACUCCAUCAGCAUGUGGUCAAGUGCACUGUCUGUAACGAGGCCACGCCAAUCAAAAACCCGCCAAAUGGAAAGAAGUACGUGAGGUGUCCGUGUAAUUGCCUGCUAAUCUGUAAGGACACGUCUCGGAGGAUAGGGUGCCCGCGGCCCAACUGCAGACGCAUCAUCAACCUGAGCCCGGUGAUGGUCAUCCCAGAGGAGCAGCCCGCACAGCCGGCCUUGCCCGUGCAGCCCGAGGGCAUGCGUGUGGUGUGCGGCCACUGCGGGAACACGUUUCUGUGGAUGGAGCUCCGAUUCAACACACUGGCAAAGUGCCCACACUGCAAAAAGAUAUCGUCCGUCGGCAGUGCUCUCCCGCGAAGGCGCUGCUGUGCCUACAUCACGGUGGGGAUGAUCUGCAUCUUCAUCGGUGUCGGCUUAACCGUGGGCACGCAGGAGUUCGCCAGACGUUACCAUGCCACCUACGUCUCCUGGGCCUUCGCCUACCUCCUGGGCCUCAUCUGCCUGGUGCGGGCCUGCUACUGGGGCGCCAUCAAAGUCAGCUACCCGGAAAACAGCUUCGCGUAGGCGCCUCGGACAGGAAGUGCCCGCUCGCGCACGCUCCCCCCCCCGGCCACUUCGGUUACUUUACGGUCCCAGCAAAAGCGACUCCAGUCCGGGUCAUUGUGGUCGCGCUCUAAUCGCCAGCGGCUCUAAACAUCGGGCCGCGUCGUCUACUGUACGUGACUUGUUCCGUGUAUUUGUUAAUUUGGUGGAUGGAGUCUUUUGACCAAACGGUCUUUCUGUAUUAUCUAAGCUGCAAAUGAAUAACGUACUUAAAAUUAGUCUUAAUAAUUAUUAAACGUUGACGAUUCGAUUCAUAUAGUUAGCUGCUACUAGCGCACCUGUUGGACACGGGCUGCGGACACUUACACACAGGUUUUAGGUACCGCGUUUUGAUACCAACUUGACCAAAAGAGGUUGUCUUUUAAGAGCAGUUGCCCGUUGCACUACACAGUUUUAUGCAAUUUAUUCUGUUCUGUUGCUGCUAGAAAUCGAUCCAGCCGCGCGACCACCGGCUGAGGCGGUUCGCCCGUCGCGUGCCGCCGGACGCCGCGCGCGCAUCGUUUCCCCCGUUUUUAUUCUCGAUCUCAUCGCUCCGAGCUUCUUACGUUGCUG
Molecule: messenger RNA, 1520 nt
Organism: Scleropages formosus (Asian bonytongue)
Lineage: Eukaryota; Metazoa; Chordata; Actinopteri; Osteoglossiformes; Osteoglossidae
Gene: pip4p2
Product: phosphatidylinositol-4,5-bisphosphate 4-phosphatase 2
Exons: 7
Coding region: 156-929 (257 amino acids)
Biological process (GO): phosphatidylinositol dephosphorylation
Cellular component (GO): lysosomal membrane; late endosome membrane; plasma membrane
Molecular function (GO): phosphatidylinositol-4,5-bisphosphate 4-phosphatase activity
Source: RefSeq, a predicted model, not a curated record